This is a messenger RNA of Schistocerca nitens (vagrant locust), 1731 nucleotides long. It is a transcript of the gene Cyp301a1, whose product is annotated as probable cytochrome P450 301a1, mitochondrial. The annotation marks the transcript as partial. Lineage: Eukaryota; Metazoa; Arthropoda; Insecta; Orthoptera; Acrididae. The transcript is spliced from 10 exons. Gene Ontology annotation, molecular function: monooxygenase activity; oxidoreductase activity, acting on paired donors, with incorporation or reduction of molecular oxygen; heme binding. The record is from RefSeq and is a predicted model, not a curated record.
CCCCCAGUCACCGCCGCCACAGCUCCCGCAGAGUGUCCGCACGCCAGCGCUGCCCUGCACCGCCCUCGCCCCUACAGCGAGGUGCCGGGGCCCAAGCCGCUGCCCAUUAUAGGCAAUACGUGGCGUGUGCUGCCGGUGGUGGGCCAGUUCAGCGUGGCCGACCUGGCGCGCGUGUCUCGCGACCUCCACGACCAGUACGGCGACGUGGUGCGCCUGGCGGGACUCGUCGGCCGGCCCGACCUGCUCUUCGUCUACGACGCCGACGAGAUCGAGCGCGUCUACCGCCACGAGGGCUCCACGCCCUUCCGGCCAUCCAUGCCGUGCCUCGUCCACUACAAGAGCGUCGUCAGGAAGGACUUCUUCGGCGACCUGCCCGGCGUCGUCGGCGUGCAUGGAGAACCAUGGCGAAUAUUCCGGACGAAGGUGCAAAAGCCGAUCCUGCAGCUACAGACCAUCAAGAAGUACAUACGGCCCAUCGAGGAGGUGACCGAGAUGUUCAUACAGAGAAUGUGUGAGAUGAGGGACGAGAACGGUGAGAUGCCUGAAGACUUCGAUAACGAGAUCCACAAAUGGUCGCUUGAAUGCAUUGGCCGUGUGGCGCUGGACGUCCGCCUCGGCUGUCUCCGCGCUGACCUGCCGGCGAGCUCCGAGCCGCAGCAGAUCAUCGACGCGGCCAAGUUCGCCCUGCGCAACGUCGCCAUCUUGGAGCUCAAGAUGCCCUUCUGGCGCUACUUCCCGUCAGCGCUCUGGACACGCUACGUCAACAACAUGAACUUCUUCGUAGAGGUGUGCACGAAGUAUAUAGACCAAGCACUGGAAAGACUGAAAACAAAGAGUUCCAUGCAUGAGAGUGACCUAUCACUCUUGGAGCGUGUCCUUGCCAAUGAACCAGACCCCAAGACAGCCUGCAUCAUGGCACUUGACCUCAUCCUUGUGGGCAUAGAUACAAUUUCUAUGGCUGUAUGCUCCAUUCUAUACCAGCUGGCAACACGUCCUGCUCAACAAGAGAAAAUACAUCAAGAACUGUUGAAUUUACUGCCAUCUGCUGAGACACAUAUAACCUCCAGCCAUCUAGACCAAAUGCAUUACUUGCGUGCUUUUAUAAAGGAAGUGUUCAGGAUGUACUCAACAGUGAUUGGUAAUGGAAGGACACUCCAGCAGGACACGAUCAUUGGUGGUUAUCACAUACCAAAAGGGGUGCAGCUUGUAUUCCCAACAAUAGUAACAGGAAGCAUGGAGAAGUAUGUGAAAAAUGCUAAGCAGUUCUUACCAGAGAGAUGGCUAAAAGUGAAUGAUGGUGGCUCAGGGCUGCAUGUACACCCAUUUGCUUCGCUGCCAUAUGGCCAUGGUCCACGGAUGUGUCUGGGUCGCAGAUUUGCUGAUUUGGAAAUGCAGAUACUACUUGCCAAGCUAAUUCGAUCAUAUAAACUGGAAUAUCAUCAUCAACCACUGGAAUACAAAGUAACGUUCAUGUAUGCACCAGAUGGACCUCUGAAAUUCAAACUCAGUAAAAGGUGAGGAAGCUGAAGGAAUCAAGUAAUCAAUACAACUUUUUCACGACAAAUUCUGGAAGCACAUCUGUUUUUACAGAACAUGAUGCUGAAUACAGUCUAGUUAACCCUUACUGUUUAUUUAUUUUUACUUUGUAUGAGACUCUUCUGUAUCCAGUUCCCAUGAGUUUUAAAUUCAUGUAUCCUACUAAUGAUGUAAUAAAUAUAUGUUACCAUAAAA